Helicoverpa armigera (cotton bollworm) is the source of this 1413-nucleotide messenger RNA. Its product is annotated as transcription factor Adf-1-like. NCBI's taxonomy places the organism in Eukaryota, Metazoa, Arthropoda, Insecta, Lepidoptera, Noctuidae. The transcript has 2 exons. Gene Ontology annotation, molecular function: DNA binding. The record is from RefSeq and is a predicted model, not a curated record. Gene Ontology annotation, cellular component: transcription regulator complex; nucleus. Gene Ontology annotation, biological process: regulation of transcription by RNA polymerase II. The coding region runs from base 299 to 1363 and encodes 354 amino acids.
GUAGAAACACAUUAUUGAAACGCAACGCCACCCGACAAAACGUGAUGCGUGUUGAGUGGAAUCAAUUCGUACUAUUUUCUAUGCCUAGAAUCACAUUAUAAACACCCGACGCAACAACAUGCGCGCACACGCCACCCGAUCCCUGACUGCCAGAUCAACGUGUCGCCGGUGGUGGGGGUAAACACGUCACCCGACGCACCGCUCGCAGUGUGUUUCUAGUGCAGACCCGACGCCACGCGUCAUUUGUUCGAGAACUUUCUUUGAUUUUGCACGCGGAUUUUAUUUGCAUCUUUUGGAAAUGAGGGACGAACAAUUAAUAGAAUUAGUGAAACGAUAUCCUAUUCUAUAUAAUACUAAUUUAGCUCAGUACAGGGACCAUACUGUACGAAAUAAUGCUUGGGAAGAAAUUGCAGGGGAAAUGGAUACACCAGUUGAAGAUGUAAAAAAUAAAUGGGCAAAAUUAAGAAACUGCUUCACAAAUGCAUUGAAAAGACGCCGCAAGAAGAGUGGUCAAGCAGCAACUAAUUUAGUACCUUGGAAAUUUGAGAAGCAGAUGGAAUUUCUGUUACCACAUUUAGAAGGGAGACAGACUGUUACAAACUUAGCUGAUAUAAAUGAUGAAGAUUCAACACAACACUCUGAAUUGCAAUUUUCUGAAGAAUCUGCACUUUCACCUCCUCCUAUAAUUCGUUCACCUACUCCAGGGUCCUCUUCUUCCAGGGCAUCUGCUGCAAGGGCUUGUACUUCUCUAAAUUUUACCCCGAGACGCACAAACAAAAAUGAUAGUGAUACUCAAAUUUUACGAGAAAUGGUUGAUGUAAUGAAAACGACGCAGGAUAUGAGACAGAAAAGAGGAGUACCAGACAUGGAUGAAAAUGACUAUUUUUUUUUAUCAAUGAGUAAACAAUUGAAGAAGUUACCUAAAACAGACCAAGCUGAAAUAAAAUUUCAAUUACAUAAGCUAAUACAUGAUUCGGAAAUGAAAAUGCUAAAUAACCGUGAAAGAAUUCUGAACACUCCGAUAAAUAUUACUAGUGAUAAUAUAAUUCACAAUUCUAAUAAGCCAUUUAUUGUAAAACCAAAUCAAAGUCCAUAUACACACACUAGGACAUCAGAAAAAGAAAAUGUACCGGUUAAUAUUAUCCCUAACCAAACAUCGCGUGACUUAGAGAAGACUACAUUAUACUAUAACUUAAAUACGAAUCAAAUAAUGUCGAAUCCAAAUGUGACUCAAUAUAGAUAUUAUGACCAUUCUCUAUCAGCACAAAAUGAAGUGUCAAAAGUAGAAGCUGGACAGUUGCCAAAUGAAAAUACUAAUUUGAAAGAAUAUUAUGAUAGUUUUGACCAUGAAGAAAAGUUUUGAAAGACAGUCUGAUCUUAUUUUUUUUUUUAAUAUCUAGUAGUUACUUACCU